AGUAGAGAAGUCAGUUACAUUAGAUUGUGCUACAAUGUAUCAGUCUCUGUGUACAAUGUUCUCUUGCUUCUGCUCCUCUCACUCUGCAUCACUUCCUGGAGGUCCUUCCAGUUCACAUGGAAUUCCUCCAGUUCAUUAUUCCUUUAAGCACAAUAGAAUUCCAUCACCAACAUAUACCACAGUUUGUUUAGCCAUUCCCUAAUUGAGGCACAUCCCCCUCAUUUUCCAAUUUUUUGCCACCACAAAGAGCUAUGAAUAUUCUUAUACAUGUCUUUUUCCUUAUUAUCUCUUUGGGGUACAAACCCAGCAUUGCUAUGGGCUACACUUCUUAAGAAGAUGGUCUGUGCUUUCUGCCUUAAUUCCUCUGCAUUCUCCCCUUUGACCUCAUCAUUUCCCUGAUUCCAUUCAUUCUGAUGUUAAAAAAUGAUCCCCGAUUGCCAGAUGCACCAGCUUUCCCUCCAUCCUCAUAGCCUUUGACACUGGUGAUCAGGCUCUCCUCCCGGAUACUCUUCCAUCUCUUGGUUUGGUGAUAUGACUACCCUCUCCUGGUUCUCCUCCAUCCCAGGUGACCUCUUCUUUGCUAGGACUCCUUCCAGGCCAUGCCUACUAACCUGGGGUAUCCUGGGGCCUCUUCUCCUCUUCCUUAGUGCUGUUACACUUAGUUAACUCAUUAGCUCCUAUAGGUUCAACCAUCACUUCCAUGCAGAAAUUCCCAGUUCAUAUCCUAUUCUCACUCUGUCUCUGUCUGUCUGUCUGUCUGUCUCUCUGUUUCUUUCUCCUGUCACUUCACCAGUUAUCUUCUAUCUAUCACCAGAUAUCUAUCUAUCACGCACACCCACAUACCCAGUCUGUUGUCAAAUCUAGUUGUUUUGAUCUUCCUGUCAUCUCUGCACACCCCACCAUUUCUGCACUCACACAGCUAUUACUCUUGCUGGAUUGGAGGGAAUAAUCUUCUCAUUAUCUCUCGGCUCCAGGUCUCUGUCCCCCAAUCCAUCCUCCCUCUAGUUACCAUUCCCGAAUUGAUGGGCUCCCUCAGUUCCAUCCUUUUCCUCUGGGCCAUCCUGCUCGCCAGUGCUGGGGGAGAGCACGAAUGGUGCCGUACUAUCACAUUGACCUUGGAUUCCAUUAGUUUUCUAUCCGGAGGUGAAGAGUAUUUUAUGUUGUGUCAUUGUGGAUUGCAUCCCCAGCUCUGCUCAUUUCACUUAUCAGCACACAUAGGUCAUCCCAAGCUUUUCCGAGACCAUCCUAUUCAUCAUUUCUUAGAGCAUCAUACAGAUGACUUGUGCACCCCUUCCCUAGUUGAUAGGCAUCCCCUCAGUUUCCAAUAUAUGGCCACUAGAAAGAGAGCUUCUGGAGAUGCUUCGUACAUAUAGGCCCUUUCCCUUUCCUUUGAGCUCUUUGGGAUACAGACCUAGUAGAGGUAUUGCUGGGUUGUCAAAGGGGAUGGACACAUAGUAGUUGAGAGUCCUUUGGCUAUAUUUGGCAUAGUUCCAAAUUGCCCUCCAAAAUGGUUGGACCAGUUCACAGCUCCACCAACAAUGUAUCAGCGUCCCUGUUUUCCCAUAUCCUCUCAAGAUGCUCUACUUCCUGAACUAAUUUUUCGUUGUGCCACUUCCCUGCUCAGAAACUUUCAGUAGCUCCCCAGCAACAGCAGAGCUGAGUCAAACAUGACCAGCCUUUUCCAGUCAAGCCCUACUUACCUCCUUCAAACUUUGCCAGAUUAUUCUCAUCCCCUUGCUUCUGUUACUAUUGCUCUCCUCACCCAGAGUGCCUUUGCUUGAUACCUGCUACCUCACUGCACCCUUCCUAUUCUUCCAGCACAAAGACCUAGCUCAGCUUCUGUGAAGUCCUGGCCCGCUAUCAUCCUUCCCAUUUGCUCCCUCCUCUGGGCUAAACAAUACCGACUUUGUGCCACUCGUUUGGGUGCUUCAUCACUGCCUGCCUUGUGUUAUUGUUGAAAUGCCAAGGAGGGAUGAGGCCGAGAUCAUGGACAUUGGAGAGAAACUGCCACUGCUCAAUUUUUAUUUUGCUCAUUUUCUCUGCCAAGGAGUGGGAAGAGGCAGGAAGGGAGCCCCCUAGUUGCCUUGGAGGAAUUCAGGUCGCUUUGGGUACUGGAGAAGCUGCCAGGAGAUGGUUCUUGAGCCCCCAUCAGGGAUACUGGAAAGACCCUGGAACAGGGAGGGCAGACGGGAGCUGGGAGAAAGGCAGACGUCUUCCUGGCUUUCUGAAAGGGAAGAGGUCAGAGUCAGCCAACUGUCUGCCAGUCUGCUUGACGUCAGCUCCCGGAUAAGUUCUUGAAUUCAAGAGAUGAUCGACAGCUGUAGGGCUUCAAGAGCCAACACGGCUGCACGGCGCCUGAGCUGGUACCAGAAGGAAUGCCGUGUACGUCGCUUGCCUGGCAUCCUGGUGGAGAGAGGGAGAUGGGCUAAGAGCUAACACAAGCCACGGUGGCUUCAUGAGUGGCUGGCGGCAUGGCAGGAAGUCUCCAGCGGCCACGCUCGGGGCUUCUGUACUUGAUAAAGGGUCGAUCCGUUAGUGGUCAGCAGUUUUGGAUGGCAGGUGACACUCGCCUGGAGCAGCUGUGAGAUGAAAGUCCCCUGGGCGAGUCUUGUGCCAGCCUCCCUCCCGUUGGGGUCCACGCCAGGGUCAGGUGGGGUAGAGAGUCUCUGAGCCCCUGCGUGGGAGCAGUGGGUCGUGAGGAACCAGAAGAGUGCAUUCCCCACUGGGCUCGUGCAGGGCCCAGCCAGUGGGCAUCUCUGGCCUCUGGCCUCGUUGGAUCUCAUCCGGAGGAUUGGGUUUAGCUCCGAGCCCCAGACGGGCUUUGAUAAGCUGGAGUGAGUCCAGAAGAGGACAGCCUUAUGUAACGGGAAGGGCUUUGAGGUCAGCCUGGGAAGAUCAUUUGAAGGGCCCGGGGCUAUUUAUUUAGCCCAUGAGGACAGGAGAGCCAGCAGGGCUCGGGAGGGAUCAGAGCCGAGCCAGGAGCCAUGGAGGAAAGAUGCAGAGAGACCCAGGAGCUCCCGCUCAGGAAGGACUCGGCGACCCUGCAGCAUCCCUGGCAUGGAAUGGGCGGCCUGGGGAAGCGAAAAGCUCCGCUGGCCUGAGCAAGAGUUCACGAACAAAAGCCUCCUGAGCCCCGCAGACAAGCUGGUCUUCGACUACGACAACGUGUCGCAGCUGCCUUCGGGGGUCCUCAAGGACAUCUUCACCACCGGGACCAGCAGCUACAAUGUCCUGCUCCAGUCCAAGGAGGAGAAGAAGAACCAGCCCCAGAAGCCGACGUCCCCAGCCCACCACAAGCGACACCGCAAGAGCGCCCGGUCCCCCGGCUCCCCCCACGGGAAGGAGCGGCACAAGAUCCAGGUGCCGCGGCCCCUGACCAGCAACGGCUGGUGCUACCUCAACAAGCAGCCGUCCAUCUUCGUCAACAACCCGCUCUCCAGCGGCGUCAAGUUCCCCAGCAGCUUCACCGUGACGGGCUGCCGCCUGACCCCCAAGGCCAAGACCAAGGCCAAGAGGCACUGCUUCUCCACGCUGGCCAAGCCCAAGCAGCCGCCCGCCGUGCCCAAGAACUUCGAGAAGGGCGACGACCCCGCGCGGAGGCUGUGCAUCCUCACGGCCAUCAAGCCCACCAACCUGGACAAAGAGAAGGCCAAGUUCUUCAAGGCCGAGUUCGCCUACAACCCUCAGUUCGAAUACGCCAACCCCACUUUGCCGGCCAUGCUUGCCAAGCACGGCCAGGCGUCCGACCGCUUCCUUAAGCAGUCGGUCAAUAUUAUGGAAAGAACUUUACAGAGAUACGGAAGCUACGAAAACUUCGAGCAGGCCAACGGAGGUUCCUUGUUGUCCAAAACCCGCAUCUGGAGCCACGUCAGGAAGUACAUGACGAAGGAGGGCUGCCUCGGGGAGAUUGUGGUGCAUCUCACGGAAGACCUGCUUUCCCGAGCCUCGAUGACGGUGGUCAACGGGUGUCCAACCCUCACUAUCAACGUCUCCACGGCCCGGGAGCACUGGCUGGAGGGGAUGCUGAGGCACGAGAUAGGGACCCACUACUUCCGAGGGAUCAACAAUCUCCAGCAGCCUUGGUGCAACUGGACAGGCCGGAAGAAGUACGGUCUGCGGCCGAACAACCCCACGGAGGAGGGGCUGGCCAGCAUCCACAGCGUGUUGUUCCGCAAGGACCCCCUCCUGUGGAGGGCCGCCCUCCUCUACUACACGGUGUACCAGGCCAGCCAGAUGUCCUUCAGGGAGCUCUUCCAGGACGUGGGCAAGUUCGUCAAGGACCCCAACACUCGGUGGGACUACUGCGUGCGAGCCAAACGGGGAUGGACCGACACUUCCCAGCCAGGUUGUUUCAACAAAGACCAAGUCUACUUGGAUGGCAUUCUCCAGAUCCUGAGGUACCGGGAAUCCAUCGACUUCCACUUGCUGACCACCCUGGGCAAGGUCUCCUUCGAGGACGUGGAGCGCCUAAAGGCUCUGGCCGUCACCGAGAACCUGAGGGUCCCGCACUUCCUGGAAGACAACGAACGCUACAUGGAGCAGCUGCAGAAAAUCAUGGAGGUGAACGAGCUGACCGACAAGGAACUCCAAGACCUCAUCUAGCAGCUGGGCUGCCCCCACAGAGAGCUCCCCCCCCGGCCUGCGCUGGGCCGGCUCCAGCCGCCGUGCUCUCAGGGUCUUCCCUGAGCAAAAUCUGCCAUUUUCUUCAGCGAUGUUUUUUAAGUGCUUUGAAAUACAAACCUGAAACCA
Monodelphis domestica (gray short-tailed opossum) is the source of this 4749-nucleotide messenger RNA. RefSeq names its product microtubule associated tyrosine carboxypeptidase 2 (gene MATCAP2). NCBI's taxonomy places the organism in Eukaryota, Metazoa, Chordata, Mammalia, Didelphimorphia, Didelphidae. The record is from RefSeq and is a predicted model, not a curated record.